AUGAGGGAGACAAAGCUUCACAUCCCCAUGACCACCGCCACAGGCGAGACGAUUGGCAUUGUCGGCGUCUUAGCGCAGAUCGCACUCCCGCCUCACAACCCACAAGAGCACGAGCCGCAUCCCAUCUACACCUCGCGUUCCACCACAGCGCCCAUCCCACCUCUUUCGUCCUCUCGCUAUGGACACAGACCCGACAUCAGCAAUGACCCUUCCUCCUCCAGAAGCAGCCUCGUCGAGGACGAUCCAGCCACCAUGCAGCGUCUCCGCCACAAGGAUCAAGCGUUCAAACGACGAGGAUACCCCAUCUACCCGAUUGACAAGCGAGACACACGCGGGCUCAAGAUUGCCAUCAUCCUCCACGGGGUGUUGGCGCAUAAGGACCAGAUCUACCACAAGCAGCUCGCGCGUGCUCUGCCCGUCGACUCAUUCCGCUUUGAUUUCCGCGCCAACGGCGAGACGCCCGGAACGUGGUCCAUGGGCAACUUGGCUGAUGAUGUGGAAGACCUCGUCGCGGUAGUCAACUACCUGAGGAUCAAGUUGGAGUAUACGGUGGAAAUCAUCAUUGGACACAGUCGAGGCGGCUUGGACGGGUUUGCAUGGUUUGCGAAACACUGUCCGGAUGCGAUGCCGCCUUCGUUGCGCGUGCCGUUCUUUGUCGGGUUGAGUGCGCGCUUCAACAUGGCCAACAUCCACGAGCGUGAUCCGAUGUACCUCUCGGCAUUUGCGAAAGAGGGCUUCUUCCGGUGGCAGGCACGCGUCGCGGGCCAGGACAAGGAGUUGCACGUCUACCCGGACCAGGUGGAGCAGUUUGCCGCCUGGCCGACACGCGAGAUAGCCCUGGCCUUUCCGUACAACACCGACGUUUUGCUCAUCCACGGCACGGCGGACAAGUCGGUUCCUGCGUCCGACGUUGCUUCGUACAGCAACAUUCUCAGUGGGGUGCACAGACGGCCGGGCAGCUGUUCGGUCAAGCUCAUUGAUCAUGCAGACCAUCUGUUCCGUGGGUUUUACCCGCAGGUCGUCGAGGCGAUCGUCGAAUGGUUAGCCGAAAGGUCAGAGUUGACCAAGAUGGGGUUAAGUGCGGCGGCGAUUCGAGAUAGGGAGACUCUGGGACUAGCGAGAUUCAACCCGACGCACUUCAACCAGGGGCGCACGGCGGGGCCUCAUAUAUGGGACAACAACCUCGCGAGCGGCGCGAAAGGCGCAGCUGUGACAGCGGGGAACGGCGGGCCGACGCAGGCGGCGGUAGCAGGUGCGCCGUGGUUGGACAGCAGCCGCGCGGGGAGAGGUGGAGAGCCGGCAGCCGGAGCACCGGUGACAUCGCCGUUUCAGCGGUACGUCGCUGCGUCGGUCGGGGGCACUGCACUGCAACCGCCAGCGUCGUCGAGAGUGGAGGCGCAGAAGGAGGGGGAACAGCAGGCGGUGAAGCUUGUAAAGGCGGAAGGCGAGGAGGAUGCAGCGUCUAUGGCCAAGAAAGUUGCUGCCAAUCCGUACAUGUCUUCACCCAUCGCUCAGUCGAAGAUUGGCGCUGGUGCCACGACGGCUGCCUCGUGGCAAGCGUGGCCGAUUUCGGCCCCGGUGCCGCCGGCAUCACCAGAUACGUCAACAUCGGACAAGGUUGCUACGUCAACAACAGCAAAGACAGCUUCGACGGACCAGAACACCUCCACAGCAGCACCCAUUUCCUUUCAAAGAGCCAAGCCGCGCCUAUAA
This is a messenger RNA of Sporisorium graminicola, 1713 nucleotides long. RefSeq lists its product as uncharacterized. The coding region runs from base 1 to 1713 and encodes 570 amino acids. The record is from RefSeq and is a predicted model, not a curated record. The transcript has a single exon. NCBI's taxonomy places the organism in Eukaryota, Fungi, Basidiomycota, Ustilaginomycetes, Ustilaginales, Ustilaginaceae.